Molecule: messenger RNA, 723 nt
Organism: Candidula unifasciata
Lineage: Eukaryota; Metazoa; Mollusca; Gastropoda; Stylommatophora; Geomitridae
Source: the annotation of a GenBank genome assembly
AUGCAAGUUAACACCCAAAACUCUGAAACUUAUCAAGAGUGGUUGCUCAAGUCGUACAUCGAUCAGAUGUCUCAGACACAUACAAAUACCGCCCUGUCGUGGCGCCGGUUGUACUUGAGCCGGGCAAAACUCAAGGCGAUCAGUCGAACGUCUGCGUUACUGUCUGGUUUUGCUAUGGUGGCCAUGGUUGAGAUUUCAAUAGACAAUGAUGCGCCGGGUGGGAACGGCACAGAAGCCAAUGGUGGGGAAAAAGCCAGCAGUGAAGCAGGAGUCCCAGAAUUGUUGCUGAUCGUCUUCGCUAUUUGCACAACUCUGCUAGUCUCCGUCCACCUCCUGGCCUUAAUGAUCAGCACAUGUAUCCUUCCCAACAUGGAAGCAAUCAGCAAUGUCCACAGUGUUCAAGCGGUCAAUGAGUCGCCACAUGAAGAAAUGCGGCUGUGCGUGGAGGUCGCCUGGGUCUGUUCUACGGGGAUUGGAAUUCUUCUGUUUCUUGCGGAGAUAGCUAUUCUCAGCUGGGUAAAAUUCUAUCGACUGAGUAAGAAUGCAGCGAUAGCUUCCACUGCUAUUGUCAUCCCCGCAGGAAUCAUGUUUAUCGUUUUUUCAUUAGUGUUUUAUAAAAGACUAAUGGCUCAUAAAUACCAGAGCCAUUCGGAGCGGUUACGACAGCUUGAUGAUUUGGCAAGAGAGCUCCACACCAAUGAUGAUGGCAUCCAUAUUGUUUGA